AUCAUCAGUUUUAUCGAAACAGUUCCAAACAAUCAACAUGAAAGCCUAUAUUUGCUUAAUCGUCGCACUGGCUCUGGCCGCACCAGCUUUCGGUAAGGUCUUAGACCGUUGCUCCUUGGCUCGUGAGAUGUCUCGUUUGGGUGUGCCUAGGGAUCAAUUGGCACGUUGGGCUUGUAUUGCCGAACACGAGAGUUCCUACCGCACUGAUGUCGUCGGCCCAACUAACUACAAUGGCUCCAACGAUUACGGUCUUUUCCAGAUCAAUGACUACUACUGGUGCCAGCCUGCCAGCGGACGCUUCUCGUACAAUCAGUGUCACAUCGGCUGCAAUGGAUUGUUGACCGACAACAUCGAACCCAUAGUACGUUGUGCCCAAGAGGUCUUACGCAUGCAAGGUUGGUCUGCCUGGUCCACCUGGCAUUUCUGCGAUGGCGCUUUGCCAAGCAUUGAUGACUGCUUUUUAUCCAAACAGUACCAAAUAAACAACAUGAAAGCUUUCGCCUUCUUGCUCUUCGCUGUGGCUUUGGCCGCACCAGCCUUCGCUGAGGUCCUGGACCGUUGCUCCUUAGCUCGUGAGAUGUCUCGCUUGGGUGUACCCAGGGAUCAACUAGCUCGUUGGGCUUGUAUUGCCGAACACGAGAGCUCCUACCGCACUGAUGUCGUCGGCCCAACCAACUACAAUGGCUCCAACGAUUACGGUCUCUUCCAGAUUAACGACUACUACUGGUGCCAACCUGCGGACGGUCGCUUCUCCUAUAACCAGUGCCACAUCGGCUGUGAUGGAUUAUUGACUAACGACAUCGAACCCAUAGUACGUUGUGCCCAAGAGGUCUUACGCAUGCAAGGUUGGUCAGCCUGGUCCACCUGGCAUUACUGCGACGGCUAUGUACCAAGCAUUGAUGACUUGCUUAAUACGUUGACGGUUAAUGGUGUUUUGCGGACUUCUUUAGAAACAAUACACCACACCAUGAAAACUCUCGCCUUCUUGCUCUUCGCUGUGACUUUGGCCGCACCAGCUUUCGCUGAGGUCUUGGAUCGUUGCUCUUUGGCUCGUGAGAUGUCUCGCUUGGGUGUACCCAGGGAUCAACUAGCUCGUUGGGCUUGUAUUGCCGAACAUGAGAGCUCCUUCCGCACUGACGUUGUCGGUCCAACCAACUACAAUGGCUCCAACGAUUACGGUCUCUUCCAGAUUAACGACUACUACUGGUGCCAACCUGCGGACGGUCGCUUCUCCUACAACCAGUGUCACAUCGGCUGCGAUGGAUUAUUGACCAACGACAUCGAACCCAUAGUACGUUGUGCUCAAGAAAUUUUACGUAUGCAAGGUUGGUCCGCCUGGUCCACCUGGCACUACUGCGACGGCUAUGUUCCAAGCAUUGAUGACUGCUUCUAA
Messenger RNA from Bactrocera tryoni, 1393 nucleotides. RefSeq lists its product as uncharacterized. The record is from RefSeq and is a predicted model, not a curated record. The transcript has 4 exons. NCBI's taxonomy places the organism in Eukaryota, Metazoa, Arthropoda, Insecta, Diptera, Tephritidae. The coding region runs from base 38 to 1393 and encodes 451 amino acids. Gene Ontology annotation, molecular function: lysozyme activity.